Messenger RNA from Kwoniella botswanensis, 489 nucleotides. RefSeq lists its product as uncharacterized. Lineage: Eukaryota; Fungi; Basidiomycota; Tremellomycetes; Tremellales; Cryptococcaceae. The coding region runs from base 1 to 489 and encodes 162 amino acids. The record is from RefSeq and is a predicted model, not a curated record. The transcript has a single exon.
AUGUUCAAAGCCGCCAUCAUCUCUUUCCUCGUCGCUUCCGCCGCUAUGGUCAGCGCCACCAAAAUCGAAGGUGCUUGUUACCAAGACAACUGUCAACGAGCGGUCCAGAGGACAUGGCAAGGUCCAGCUGUCUACGCCCAACACAUCUCUCAAUGUUCUUCGGCUCUCUCUUGCUCUUCCACCCCGGCUGCCUCGACCACUACAACGUCUACCACCGUCACCGCAGGUGUUACCACCAUCUACGUCUCGGCAGCUACCAACACCCCUGCUCCUGUCGCUGCGGUCCUCUCAUGCCCUACCUCAGGUAUCCCUUCAGACCAAGCUCAAAACUGUGAUAACUCAUGGGCCUCAUACUCCUCUGCUUGUUCAUGUGCUUCAGUCACUCCUACCACCUCUGUCGCUCCAACCCCAGUAGUCACCGCUACCAUCACCACCACCGUACCUGCCAUCGUCUACGUCACCGGUGCCCCCGAAGCCAUUGCUCUUUAA